Mizuhopecten yessoensis (Yesso scallop) is the source of this 1542-nucleotide messenger RNA. Its product is annotated as DNA replication complex GINS protein SLD5-like. Gene Ontology annotation, cellular component: GINS complex. The coding region runs from base 127 to 789 and encodes 220 amino acids. The transcript has 7 exons. The record is from RefSeq and is a predicted model, not a curated record. Gene Ontology annotation, biological process: DNA-templated DNA replication; double-strand break repair via break-induced replication. Lineage: Eukaryota; Metazoa; Mollusca; Bivalvia; Pectinida; Pectinidae.
UUACGAUUAAAGGGAAACAACUCUAUCAGAAAGACAACAAACCGGAAGUUACAAACACAUGGCGGGAAUCUUAGUUUCACUUUGACAUUUGUAAACACCGGUCUGUAACUGUACAUUCUUAGCAGAAUGUCGGAGCUUGAUGAGUUCGGCGAUGGCAGUGAUGAGGAAGGAGAGGCGAUGACCGCAGCUGAAGUUUUACAGAAACUUGAAGAGGCUUGGCGGAAUGAGAAGUUUUCGCCAGAUUUACUAGAUGCUAAGAUGGACCUGGUGGAGUGUAUGUUGGAACAGCUUGUAGAAAUGGAGGAAAACAUCAGACGAGCAAAGCGGACAGAUAUGCGUGUCAGCAUCCACAGAAUGGAGAUUGAUAGAAUUCGUUACAUAAUCAGCAGCUACCUUAGAUGUCGACUACAAAAGGUUGAGCGAUAUACUGUACAUAUAUUAGACCAAGAAAGACAGAGAAGGGAAGAGGAUGCGUGUAGAAUGUCGCCUGAAGAAUUCACAUUUGCUAAAGAUUAUGCUGAAACACUGGACAGUCACUUCCGGUCACUGGCCCUCAGACAUAUGCCCCCUAACCUCCAAACACUGGACACCAAACUGACAGCUACACGACCAAACAUGGACAAGUAUGUGUUCCUACAGGUUAACGACGACACUGAAGGUGUACUGGUGGAGGAAGAAACCUUAGAAACGGGAGAGGAGAUUGUGGACCUACAGAAGGGGGAUCAACACAUCAUGCGGUAUAAACCCAUGGCACCACUGGUAUCGUCUGGAGCAGUAACAUUGAUCUGAUACUGGUAUCGUUUUGAGCAGUAACAUUGAUCUGAUACUGGUAUGGUCUGGAGCUGUAACAUUGAUCUGAUACUGGUUUUGUCUGGAGCUGUAACAUUGAUCUGAUACUGGUAUCAUCUGGAGCUGUAACAUUGAUCUGAUACUGGUAUCAUCUGGAGCUGUAACAUUGAUCUGAUACUGGUUUCAACUGGAGCAGUAACAUUUAUCUGAUACUGGUAUUGUCUGGAGCUGUAACAUUGAUCUGAUACUGGUAUGGUCUGGAGCUGUAACAUUGAUCUGAUACUGGUAUCAUCUGGAGCUGUAACAUUGAUCUGAUACUGGUAUCAUCUGGAGCUGUAACAUUGAUCUGAUACUGGUUUCAACUGGAGCAGUAACAUUUAUCUGAUACUGGUAUCGUCUGGAGCUGUAACAUUGAUCUGAUACUGGUAUGGUCUGGAGCUGUAACAUUGAUCUGAUACUGGUAUGGUCUGGAGCUGUAACAUUGAUCUGAUACUGGUAUCAUCUGGAGCUGUAACAUUGAUCUGAUACUGGUAUCAUCUGGAGCUGUAACAUUGAUCUGAUACUGGUUUCAACUGGAGCAGUAACAUUUAUCUGAUACUGGUAUCGUCUGGAGCUGUAACAUUGAUCUGAUACUGGUAUGGUCUGGAGCUGUAACAUUGAUCUGAUACUGGUAUGGUCUGGAGCUGUAACAUUGAUCUGAUACUGGUAACAACUGGAGCUGUAACAUUGAUCUGAUACCGUAUCGUCUAUAGC